This is a messenger RNA of Ophidiomyces ophidiicola, 2184 nucleotides long. RefSeq lists its product as uncharacterized. The record is from RefSeq and is a predicted model, not a curated record. Bases 1 to 2184 code for a protein of 727 amino acids. Gene Ontology annotation, molecular function: DNA binding; zinc ion binding. The transcript is spliced from 5 exons. NCBI's taxonomy places the organism in Eukaryota, Fungi, Ascomycota, Eurotiomycetes, Onygenales, Onygenaceae. Gene Ontology annotation, cellular component: nucleus. Gene Ontology annotation, biological process: DNA-templated transcription.
AUGCGAGACUCGGGGGAUUAUAUCGAAACGCCAUUGACUAAACGCCUAAAGCCUGCUGCUGGUAGUGAAAAUGAACCAGAUAAACCAAAAAAGCGCAAAAGAGCACCCUUAGGCACAGAAUCGCCUCUUAUGCCCGCCUGUGGUGACUCAGUAGGCGCAUCGCUUCUUUCACCCUCAAAUAGCAAUAUUGAUGGCGGACUGACAGGCCACAACGCCUAUCUCGGCUCUACAAGCUUUCUAUCCGUGUUUCAUGAGACGGUCCCCCAGUUGUCACAUCUUGCAAUGCAACCUCUGCCGCCGGAGUUUGCUCGCUGGCAAAACAAGCAACUUUCUUUACAGUCACAGCUAUUAAAAUUAAUCACUUCGUUCGAUCUGUAUGAGAAACUUAUUGGGUAUUACUACGAACGGGGACUAUUUAGCAUUGUUCCAGCGUCUUUGACCCUUGGCGCAGUCAAAUAUGCACGGGCACAUCUGGAAACUGAGGAUCUAUCCAAUGUUCGCCAGAAAAAUCUGUACAGAAAGAUAUGCCAAAACACCGCCAAGCCGCUCGAGAUCUCUGCCACUGCAAGUGCAGAAGAGUUUUUCCAAUUAUUUACAGGAGAGAAUCUUCGGUGGGAGUUCAUUGGCCUUAUAUUUGCUCUGGCGGGGCUAGGUGUGGUUAAUUCACUGACCCACACAGGCGACAAGUCUUUACGUUUUGCCGAUGGGGAGAUAGAGAUCGAUGAAUCCUUUUCUACGCAAAUGGUCGUUGCUAGUAACAAUGCCAUUGAAAUGUGUCGACAGCAUGACAAAGUUAAUGACCUCACCAUUUGGCUCGAAUACAAUCACUGUGUCCUUAUCUCUAUGGUCCUUGAUGAAACAAGUCACCUUGUCUAUAGGUGCUUUGGUGAUCUCAUCUCUGAUAUGUUCUCAAUGGGCUACCACCGCGAGCAGCCUCCUGGUCAAGGAAUCCCGUUAUUUCUUUCUCAGACUCGCAAACGGAUUUUCACUGCAGCAUAUCGGUCCGAUAAGAAUCUGGCCACGUUUCUAGGCAGACCUCCGCGAAUUCAAAGUCUAUAUUGCGACGCUGGCCCUCCAUUAGACUUGGACGAUAACAGCUUGAUUUUACAAGGCGAUGCUCUGACGGCAGCUCUUCAAAAUCUAGAUGAAGACGGUUGGAAUCGAGACGCUACUCGAGAUAAUAGGAUACGAUCAGCAACGGUGAUACGAGUUCGAUUUAUCAUAUCCCUUCAACGAGAGAAGGUCCUUGAGUUGUCACUGGGCCGGAAACCCAGCAACUUCAUUGAGCUAAAAGAAGCUAAUUCGUCUCUCAGCAAAACAUACCAAGAAUGUCAAGAUCUUUGGGCUUCCAUUCCACAUGAUUUUCGAUACGAUGUCAAUUGCUGGAAGACCCUUGACCCCUUCUCCUGCGUCGCCAUUUUAGUAAUCUAUCUCGAAUACCUCCACGGUCUCUUCCAGAUCCAACGUAUCCUAUGCCAGCAAAACCUCUCUGAAUCUUCCUCUCUUUUAAAUACUUCCAUGCAACUCCUAUCAACAGUCCUCCAUCUCCUCAAACAACCCGAACACACACCCGAAAUGCAAACAAAUUUUUCCUGGAUCUUCCUCUUCUACGGCCUCCCGGCCUCCGGCGUUCUCGCCAGCGAGCUCUACCAAUCCACCCUCUCUGCCUCCCUCUGGCCCUCGACCAUCACAUUCCCCCGCUCCCAGAUCAUCCGCGACCUAGGUCGGAUCAUAUCCUGGUUUGAAACCGCGACGCUGCCGCCCACUGCAACCUCGCGCGUGUGCGUUGACAUCACCAAGGUGUUAAGCCGACUGCUGGAUGACGCGUUGAACUACCAGCCAAGCCUGUCUCAGCACUCUCAGUCAUCGCAUGGGCGCCCGCACCAGCAUGCACAGCUCCCGGUGGAUGGUCGAAUUGGAACCGAGGGGAGGGACAGUGCAGUGGAGAUCUCUCCGGCGGCUAUGAUUCCGGGUGCUGAGAGCAGCGCGCACGUGAUGACUCGUCCUGGAGACGAGCAGAUGCAGCAGCCACCCGGUUCUAACCUAGAACAGGCUCAACUACUACUGCCACACGACAAUCCAGAAAUCGGAAUUGGUAUUGAUGAUCAAUUUACAAGUGAGAAGUUCUUGAGCUGGCUAGAUGAUCUGGAUUGGGACGCCACUGUGCCAGACCUCCUGUUUUAG